AUGAUUAGAAACGUUGAAAAAUUUCAUGUUUAUAAUGUUCUUCCUCUUUUACUUGAUUUUGAUAAUUUGAAUGCUGUACAACGUUGUACUAUCUAUUUUCUUAUACGUUCAAUAGCUCAGAGUGAUAAAUCAUUAUUGAAACAACUUGAAAGUGCAGAUAAAUCAGUACCGGGAAUAAUUUCACCAAAAGAUCAUAUUAACAUGUUUGGUAUGCGUUAUCAUGAUAUUCUAAUCGAUAAUUUAAAUAAUCUAUGCUCAUUCAAAAUAAAUGAUCGUUCAUUAGUUAGUCAUUGUGAUGGUGAAUUUUGUAUUGUCAUAAAUGAUUUAGAAGAAGAAAAAGAUGGUCGAUUUAAUGGAAAUUCAAUUCGUGUACAAAAAUUUUCUUCUAGUUUGUCAAAACAAAAUAAAUUGAUUUAUGAAGAAGUUUUUGCUACAAUGCCAACUGAUCAUGCUAGAAAAUUUAUUCAAAUUACUGUAUAUAAUAACAUAGCUAAGAUGAAAGAUGCUGAUCCAAUAAGAGUAUAUUACCAAAUUUAG
This is a messenger RNA of Rotaria sp. Silwood1, 537 nucleotides long. NCBI's taxonomy places the organism in Eukaryota, Metazoa, Rotifera, Eurotatoria, Philodinida, Philodinidae. The record is from the annotation of a GenBank genome assembly.